Messenger RNA from Fusarium coffeatum, 2574 nucleotides. RefSeq lists its product as uncharacterized. Lineage: Eukaryota; Fungi; Ascomycota; Sordariomycetes; Hypocreales; Nectriaceae. The transcript has 5 exons. Gene Ontology annotation, cellular component: vacuolar proton-transporting V-type ATPase complex; vacuolar proton-transporting V-type ATPase, V0 domain; fungal-type vacuole membrane. Bases 1 to 2574 code for a protein of 857 amino acids. The record is from RefSeq and is a predicted model, not a curated record. Gene Ontology annotation, molecular function: proton-transporting ATPase activity, rotational mechanism; ATPase binding. Gene Ontology annotation, biological process: proton transmembrane transport; vacuolar acidification.
AUGGCUCCUAAACCCGACACCCCGUUCCGCUCUGCGGACAUGAGCAUGGUCCAGCUCUAUGUUUCCAAUGAAAUCGGCCGCGAAGUUGUUACUGCGCUCGGAGAGCUUGGCCUCUGCCAGUUCCGCGAUCUCAACGAAGAUGUCAGCGCUUUUCAACGUACUUUUACCCAGGAGAUUCGACGUCUCGACAAUGUCGAGCGACAGCUGCGAUACUUUUACGGUCAGAUGGACAAGAUUGGAAUCCCGCUCAGGAAGCUGGACCUCGACGUCGAAAGACUUGCCUCUCCAUCGACUUCCGAAAUCGACGAGCUUGCCGAGCGAAGCCAGAAGUUGGAGCAGCGUGUUUCCGCCCUUAACGAGAGUUACGAGACUUUGAAGAAGCGCGAGGGCGACUUGACCGAGUGGCGAUGGGUUCUCCGCGAGGCUGGCAGCUUCUUUGAUCGCGCUCACGGUAAUGUUGAAGAGAUUCGCGCUUCUACUGAUAACGACGAUGCUCCUCUGCUGUCCGACAUCGAGCACAACCAGAGCGGUGCUGACGCCGAGCGCUCCUUCUCCGGCAUGAACAUUGGCUUUGUAGCUGGAGUCAUUGCCAGAGACAGAGUCGCUUCCUUUGAGCGCAUUCUCUGGCGAACACUGCGUGGUAACCUUUACAUGAAUCAGUCUGAGAUUCCCGAGCCCUUGAUUGAUCCCACCAACAACGAGGCGAUCAACAAGAACGUUUUCGUCAUCUUCGCCCACGGCAAGGAGAUUCUCAACAAGAUCCGCAAAAUCUCGGAGUCGAUGGGUGCUGAUGUUUACAACGUCGACGAGAACAGCGAUCUCCGACGUGAUCAGAUUCAUGAGGUUAACAACCGCCUCGAGGAUGUCCAGAAUGUCCUCCAGAACACCCAAGCUACUCUUCAGGCAGAGCUCAACCAGAUCUCCCAGUCGCUCUCAGCCUGGAUGGUCCUUAUCGCCAAGGAGAAGGCUGUUUAUAAUACACUCAAUAACUUCUCCUAUGAUAGUGCUCGACGAACUCUUAUUGCCGAGGCCUGGGUUCCUACCAAUGAUCUUCCCCUGAUCAGGACAACACUCCAGGACGUGACUAACAGAGCUGGCCUCUCAGUUCCCUCAAUCAUCAAUAAGAUCCAAACCAGCAAGACGCCGCCAACUUACCUGAAGACCAACAAGUUUACCGAGGGUUUCCAGACCAUUGUCAACGCGUAUGGUACCGCUACUUACCAGGAGGUCAACCCGGCCAUGCCCGUUUUUGUUACCUUCCCUUUCUUGUUCGCUGUCAUGUUUGGUGAUCUCGGCCAUGCCCUCAUCAUGCUUUCAGCCGCUCUUGCUAUGAUUUAUUGGGAGAAGUCGCUCAAGAAGGUCAGCUUCGAGCUUUUCGCCAUGAUCUUCUAUGGUCGUUACAUUGCUCUGGUCAUGGCUGUUUUCUCUGUCUUUACUGGUCUUAUCUACAACGAUGUCUUCUCCCUGUCCAUGACCCUUUUCGACAGCGCCUGGGAAUUCAAGAAGCCCGAGGGUUACACCAAUAACACUGCUAUCGUUGCUACUUUGAACGACGAUGGUUACCGCUACCCCUUCGGUCUGGACUAUGCCUGGCAUGGUAGUGAGAACGACCUCCUCUUUAGCAACAGUUUGAAGAUGAAGAUGAGUAUCAUUCUGGGUUGGGCUCACAUGACCUACUCUCUUUGCUUCGCUUACAUCAACGCUCGCCACUUCAAGAAGCCUAUUGAUAUUUGGGGCAACUUCAUCCCUGGUAUGAUCUUCUUCCAGUCUAUCUUCGGUUACCUUGUUCUCUGCAUUAUCUACAAGUGGUCCGUCGAUUGGAUAGGUACUGAUCGCCAGCCCCCUGGUCUGUUGAACAUGCUGAUCUACAUGUUCCUCCAACCUGGAACUAUCCCCGAUGGUGAGGAGCUCUACAAGGGACAAGAUUAUGUGCAAGUUUUCCUCUUGCUUCUGGCUGUCGUCCAAGUUCCUAUCCUCCUCUUCCUUAAGCCUUUCUACCUCCGCUGGGAGAAUAACCGCGCACGCGCCAAGGGAUACCGUAGUAUAGGUGAAACUUCCCGAGUUAGCGCUUUGGACGGUGAUGACGACGAACCCAACGGCCAUGGUAACAGCAUCGACGAAGAUGGCGAGGGAGUUGCUAUGAUCUCUCAAAAUAUUGAUGAGGAGCAUGAGGAAUUUGAAUUUAGUGAAGUCAUGAUUCACCAGGUCAUUCACACUAUUGAAUUUUGCCUGAACUGUGUUUCCCACACUGCUUCUUAUCUUCGACUUUGGGCUCUGUCACUUGCUCAUCAGCAGCUGAGCAUUGUGCUCUGGAACAUGACUCUCGGUCCCAUGCUGCAGAUGCAAGGUGUCAUUGGUGUCAUCGCGAUCGUUAUCGGCUUUGGUGGCUGGUUCUUCUUAUCUAUUGCCAUUCUUGUGUGUAUGGAAGGUACUAGUGCCAUGUUGCACUCACUGCGUCUGGCUUGGGUCGAGUCGUUCUCCAAGUUUGCCGAGUUUGCGGGUUGGCCUUUUGUGCCUUUCUCGUUCAACACACUGCUGGAAGAGUCGGAAGAGCUCAAGGAUUACUUGGGUUAA